AGAUUAAUGUGUGUUAGGUGGAUGUGUGUUAGGUAAAUGUGUGUUAGGUUAAUGUGUGUUAGGUAAAUGUGUGUUAGGUUAAUGUGUGUUAGGUUAAUGUGUGUUAGGUUAAUGUGUGUUAGGUUAAUGUGUGUUAGGUUAAUGUGUGUUAGGUUAAUGUGUGUUAGGUUAAUGUGUGUUAGGUUAAUGUGUGUUAGGUUAAUGUGUGUUAGGUUAAUGUGUGUUAGGUUAAUGUGUGUUAGGUUAAUGUGUGUUAGGUUAAUGUGUGUUAGGUUAAUGUGUGUUAGGUUAAUGUGUGUUAGGUUAAUGUGUGUUAGGUUAAUGUGUGUUAGGUUAAUGUGUGUUAGGUUAAUGUGUGUUAGGUUAAUGUGUGUUAGGUUAAUGUGUGUUAGGUACAUUUGUGUUAGGUUAAUGUGUGUUAGGUUAAUGUGUGUUAGGUUAAUGUGUGUUAGGUUAAUGUGUGUUAGGUUAAUGUGUGUUAGGUUAAUGUGUGUUAGGUUAAUGUGUGUUAGGUUAAUGUGUGUUAGGUUAAUGUGUGUUAGGUUAAUGUGUGUUAGGUUAAUGUGUGUUAGGUUAAUGUGUGUUAGGUUAAUGUGUGUUAGGUUAAUGUGUGUUAGGUACAUUUGUGUUAGGUUAAUGUGUGUUAGGUUAAUGUGUGUUAGGUUAAUGUGUGUUAGGUUAAUGUGUGUUAGGUUAAUGUGUGUUAGGUUAAUGUGUGUUAGGUUAAUGUGUGUUAGGUUAAUGUGUGUUAGGUUAAUGUGUGUUAGGUUAAUGUGUGUUAGGUUAAUGUGUGUUAGGUUAAUGUGUGUUAGGUUAAUGUGUGUUAGGUUGAUGUGUGUUAGGUUAAUGUGUGUUAGGUUAAUGUGUGUUAGGUUAAUGUGUGUUAGGUUAAUGUGUGUUAGGUUAAUGUGUGUUAGGUUGAUGUGUGUUAGGUUGAUGUGUGUUAGGUUAAUGUGUGUUAGGUUGAUGUGUGUUAGGUUGAUGUGUGUUAGGUUGAUGUGUGUUAGGUUAAUGUGUGUUAGGUUAAUGUGUGUCGUCAUCCCCACCAGCACUACAAAGCUGGUUCAAAUAGCUGUGAUGAUUUGAAUCAGCUGUAUAGUGCCAGGGCAAAAACCAAAAUGUGCUCAUCCUCUCCUCAGCUCUCCUAUCCUCUUCAACUCCUCUCAUCUCCUCUGCUCCCUCAGCUCUCCUCUCCUCUUCAACUCCUCUCAUCUCCUCUGCUCCCUCAGCUCUCCUAUCCUCUUCAACUCCUCUCAUCUCCUCUGCUCCCUCAGCUCUCCUCUCCUCUGGCGGGCCGGGCGCAGUGCACACUGACCAGGUGGCCAGGUGUACGGUGUUUCCUCAGACACAUUGGUGCGGCUGGCUUCCGGGUUG
Messenger RNA from Oncorhynchus keta (chum salmon), 1374 nucleotides. RefSeq names its product keratin-associated protein 10-12-like. Lineage: Eukaryota; Metazoa; Chordata; Actinopteri; Salmoniformes; Salmonidae. The transcript has 3 exons. Bases 67 to 1086 code for a protein of 339 amino acids. The record is from RefSeq and is a predicted model, not a curated record.